Populus euphratica (Euphrates poplar) is the source of this 557-nucleotide messenger RNA. RefSeq lists its product as uncharacterized. Gene Ontology annotation, molecular function: DNA binding; structural constituent of chromatin; protein heterodimerization activity. The coding region runs from base 1 to 405 and encodes 134 amino acids. Lineage: Eukaryota; Viridiplantae; Streptophyta; Magnoliopsida; Malpighiales; Salicaceae. The record is from RefSeq and is a predicted model, not a curated record. The transcript has 3 exons. Gene Ontology annotation, cellular component: nucleosome.
AUGUCACUUCGAGCCUCCCAAUUUAAGGAUAAAGACUGCGCUGUCGGGAAUAUUAAUUCUCUUGAAGACUAUGAGUAUUUUUUUAAAAUCCCCCGUUCUCUUUUAGUUUUUUCUCCUUUCCUUUAUUUUAUCCUCCCUCCUCUAUCCCUUCCUUCUCACUCCUGCCCCUAUGUCGUUAGUUUGCAGUUUACGGUGGGUCGUAUUACUAGGUUCUUGAAGGCAGGCAAGUAUGUUGAGCGUGUUGGUCCCGGCGCUCCUGUCUACCUCGCUGCAGUUCUUGAAUAUAUUGCAGCUGAGGAUUGGCAUGAAAGCUCCAUGAAAUCCAUGUGGGACUUAGCAUGGCAACGUGAUUUUGGCAACUGGCUCACUGGUAAACUUUUUGGUGUCAAUUAUAUAAGCCUAUGAACGUAGACAAAUACUUUAGAUAUGAGAGUCAUAUAAUUAUUAUGUACCAAAGUGCAAAAUUGACCUUCUUUAUACAUGCUUGUAUCUUCAUUGUGGACAAAAGUGAUUAUCCAUCCAUCAUCUUCUACAUGACUGCCUUGUUUGGGAACUAA